Molecule: messenger RNA, 174 nt
Organism: Plasmopara halstedii
Lineage: Eukaryota; Oomycota; Peronosporomycetes; Peronosporales; Peronosporaceae
Exons: 2
Coding region: 1-174 (57 amino acids)
Source: RefSeq, a predicted model, not a curated record
AUGGUCAAACCACAUCCAUCAUUCAUUCUUAUUGCGUUGGUGGGAAUUCUCACUUACCACUUCCUGCUUUCCGCGAAAGAAGGCAACUAUGACAAGUCGCUUCCGCUAUCGUGUGCAGUAUUUGCGGUGAAAAUCUGGACAGCAUAUCAUCAUGCUUCAAUAUUAGAAGGCUAA